AUGGCGACGACGGUAGGAAGAAACAUAGCAGCACCAUUGCUGUUCUUGAAUCUGAUUAUGUACCUUAUCGUACUCGGUUUCUCAAGUUGGUGUCUCAAUAGGUACAUCAACGGCCAAACUCAUCACCCAAGCUUCGGAGGUAACGGAGCAACUCCCUUCUUCUUGACGUUUUCCAUUUUAGCAGCUGUUAUAGGAGUAGCGUCGAAGUUGGCCGGAGCUAACCAUAUUAGGUUUUGGAGGAACGAUAGUCUCGCAGCCGCUGGCUCUUCCUCUAUCGUUGCAUGGGCAGUCACCGCUCUUGCCAUGGGCUUGGCAUGCAAGCAAAUAAACAUAGGAGGAUGGAGAGGAUGGAGACUGAAGAUGAUUGAAGCUUUCGUUAUAAUUCUGACGUUUACUCAAUUGCUCUACCUCUUGUUGAUCCAUGCCGGUGCAUUCAGCAGCAAGUACGGUCCUGGGUACAGAGACAGUGACUACGCUACAGGUCAAGGUCAUCAUCAUGUGCCAGGCACUCAUGCUGGAGAGCACAAGGCUGGUGUUGGAACCACCAUGGCUGUUUAG
This is a messenger RNA of Microthlaspi erraticum, 558 nucleotides long. The record is from the annotation of a GenBank genome assembly. Lineage: Eukaryota; Viridiplantae; Streptophyta; Magnoliopsida; Brassicales; Brassicaceae.